AUGCCUCUUAAUCUGGUCCGGCGUGGUGGAGGCGCCUUCCGAAGUGCUCUCGCUUGCCCCGUUCGCGUCGUUGUGCGGCAAAGCCACAUCAAGCGUCUUUCGUUCGUCGCGCAUCGUCCCCUACCCACAGCGGUCACUGCUGGUUUCCCUCGAUCAAGCUUGCUUGUUGGGGACCUGAUUCGAAGCUAUGCGACCAAAGGCGCCCCAAAAGGUAGCAACACGGAGGCAACGGCAAACAAGAAGCCCAAGAAGGCGACGAAGCCAGUGAAGAAGCCCGCGAAAAGGCGCAGAGUGUUGACCCCGGAGCAGAUUGAAAAGAAAGAGGCAAAGAAGAAGGCUGCGGAACACAGGCAGCUUGUGAGGAGUCUCAAGGAAACUGCCUUGCAGCCGCCAAAGCGGCUUCCAACCGUAGCAAGAGUGAUAGCCGUCGGCAGGAAGUAUGCAGAGGCACGGGCAGCCACUUCAGGCGGCGUGACUGAGGUCUUGAAGAAAGCUAUCGCACUUACGGACUCUAUGAGUGCCGAUGAGCGGGAGCAAUAUAAGAACCAGGCAGAGGCCAACAAGAUCGCGAAUGAAGCUGCUUACGAGGCAUGGAUCAAGUCUCAUACCCCUAAACAGAUCCAGGAAGCCAACCACGCUCGACGCAGACUGGGCCAACUCAACGUUACCAAAAGGGUCGUCCUGCUCAAAGAUGAUCGGUUGGUUAAGCGGCCAACAGGGCCAUACUUUUUCUUCAUUGCAGAUAAGAGGGAAGCUGGAAGUGGCAUCGGCAAGUCAGUGACGGAAGAGGCCUCACAUCUAGGAGAGGAAUGGAAAAAUCUGACCCAGGCGGAGAAGGAGAAAUACAUACAGUUGGCUAAAGCUGAUAGCGAGCGCUACGACCGAGAACAUCUGGAGACGUACGGCAUCCCGCCUCCUAGCUUAGCCACGUCCAAGUCAAAGAAGUAA
Molecule: messenger RNA, 948 nt
Organism: Aspergillus calidoustus
Lineage: Eukaryota; Fungi; Ascomycota; Eurotiomycetes; Eurotiales; Aspergillaceae
Source: the annotation of a GenBank genome assembly